GCUUUCAUUAGAAUAAAUACCAAAUAUGUUUCUUCUCUAAAAUUCAUUUUAUGUGUAAGUAAAACAGCCAGAAAGCCUAUACGUAUUACUAAAUUCUGGGCUGUCCUAUGUAAAUGAUAGCCACUUCUACGUAUAUGUAUAUUUACAUUUCUAUCAAUUGCUUAUAAAGUAAAAUAGAUGAACAGAUCAAAUGUUGUGUUGAGGGAAAAUACAUUUCACAGGAACCUUUAAAGUAGAGCAAAAGAUACUUUAAAAAGAUAGUUUUUUGAUCUAAAACUUUAAUUCUAAUAAUGCACCGUUAUACAUUGUGUAUGUGCUAGGAAAAAACAGCUUAACCAUCUUGGUUCAGUGUGUUAACAUUCACUUUAUCUCUUUAAAUCUUGAAUGAAACAAUUGGUUAUUUGCAACUUGCAAAGUAGAUUAUUGUAGUUUUUUGCUUUAACACAAUUCAAUGUAAUUUUGGUCCUAAAGCAGCAAGGACCCUAAACAGUGACUACCUGACCUUGAUUUUAUUUGCCUUGUUCUUAUGUGAUCACAAUCUCUAAAGCUAGACUUUUUCAGGUUCAUUAUUUAAUCUGUGCCUCCUCAUAAUUGAUGGCCUUAUAAUCUUCCAAAAUGACUCCCAUUGAGUACCCAUGACUGAGGACCAAACUGUUCUUUAUAUACUUUAUAUAUUUUGUGUGAUUUUUUUAUUUUUAAAGCAAAUGAUUGCCUAUAUUAUUGUUAACUUAAAUGGUUAUUAACAGUUUCAGAACAAUGAAAAAUUAUAGUACCAUUGACAAUCAUGUUUCUAAUGUAAAGGAAAGAAUAUUUGUAUAUCCUAGUGAUACGUAGUUUGUCCCCUACCAGAACUCUUAAAUGUACAAUAUUCAGUAUAUUCUAUCAGCUGCUUCAUUGUAGAAGCUAUAUUUAUUUUUGUUUGUUUUCUAGCCUUAAAGUGUGCUCUGGAAAAGAGAAACUUAAGAUUUGUGUCCUCUCUGCAUUUUUGUGAGCACAUAAAUUGUACCCCAUCACAGAGUUUGUUUCUGGAAAUGCGAAUGUAAUUAAGAUCCAGUCCUGCUUGAUGGAGCUCAGGGUCUAAUUGGAGGGCUAAUAAGUAACUACAGUACUUAACACAUUCUGUAAUUGAGUUAUCUGCAAAGUACUCAGAGUUGAGGAUUGUGAGAGAGGGAUUUAUUCUGCCCAGAGGAAGCUUCACCUUCAGGGGCAAGUAGCAGCUGGAGAUGGAGGAGGAAGUCUUCCAGGCACAGAGCACAGCAUUAGCAAAAGCCUGGAGGCACUGGGGUGUGUGUGUGUGUGGUCCCGGACGGAGGUGGGGAGAUGUUGAAAACAGAACCCAGAUGUAAACUUCAGGACCUGCCCCACUUCCCUCGCGUGAGCGAGUGAUUCAGUUGGACCUAGAGGAGAUCCUCCAGUAAGUAUUUCUUGACUUUUUCUUGUUAUUGCGGGAUGCAGGGUAGCAACGUGUGGUGCGUAAGGCUUGCACCAUAAGGACCCUGCAUUCUCAUCUUGGUCCACGGGGAGCCAGCUCUGUGACCUUAGUCAGGUCACUUAGCCUGUCAAAGUCUCCAUUUUGUUAUUUUUUAAGACUUUGUUUUUUUUUUUUUAGGGCAGUGCUAGGUUCACAGCAAAAUUGAGGGAAGGUACAAAUAUAUCCCGUACCCACCCUGCCCCCACCCCAUGCACAGCCUCCCCCAUUAUGGACACCCCACCAGAGUGGUGCAUUUGUUACUACUGAUGGACCUACGUUAACACAUCAUUAUCAUCCAAACCGUGGAAACAAGAAAAAGGAUUCUGCAUCAGAAGCAUGUAAAAUAGAUUGCUUGGUCUAAAAUAGAAAACAGUGGCAAUGUUUUGCUGAGUUUCCAGACCUUUCCCAACAUGGACACAAUAACCUUCACAGCAAGGAAACAUCCGUUUCCUAGCGAGGUCUCGGUGGAAUUUAGCCUCCAGCUGGUGGGCUUCUUACCCGUGCAUUCUCUGACCACCAUGCCCAUGCUGCCUUGGGUGGUGGCAGAGGUGCGAAGGCUCAGCGAGCAGUCCUCCAAAAAGGAGUCUGGUACCAAGCAAGUCCACCUUUGUGUUUCGCCCUCCGGACUGAGAUGUGAGCCUGAGCCAGGAAAAAGUCAACAAUGGGAUCCACUGAUCUGUUCCAGCAUCUUCGAGUGUAAGCCUCAGCGAGUUCACAAACUGAUUCAUAACAGUCACGACCCAAGUUAUUUUGCUUGUCUGAUUAAAGACGAUGCAGCCAAUCAGCAGAGUAUCUGCUAUGUGUUCAAAGCCGAUGGUCAAACAAAAGUGCCUGAGAUCAUCAGCUCCAUCCGGCAGGCGGGGAAGAUCGCCCGCCAGGAGGAGCUCCGCUGCCCUUCCGAGUUCGAUGACACGUUCGCCAAGAAGUUCGAGGUGCUGUUCUGCGGCCGCGUGGCGGUGGCGCACAGGAAGGCCCCGCCCGCCCUGAUCGACGAGUGCAUCGAGGGCUUCAGCCACGUGAGCGGCGGUGGCUUCUCCUCGGAUCAGCUCAGGGCUGCACCGCAGCCGCCGGGGGACCGGGAGCGGGGCCCGCGGCCGAUGCGCAAGUCCUUCUCCCAGCCCGGGCUGCGCUCCUUGGCCUUCAGGAAGGAGUUUCAGGAUGCAGGCCUGCGGAGUAGUAGUUUUUUCAGCUCCUUUGAGGAGAACGGCAUCGAGAACCACCUGAUUAGUGGACACAAUAUUGUGCAGCCGACGGAUAUUGAGGAAAAUCGAACUAUGCUCUUCACGAUUGGUCAAUCUGAAGUUUACCUCAUCAGUCCUGACACCAAAAAAAUAGCGUUGGAGAAAAAUUUUAAGGAGAUAUCCUUUUGCUCUCAGGCAUUGGUAGUAAUGUUCCACAGUCAUGAUUUCCAGGGUAUUAGACAUGUGGACCACUUUGGGUUUAUCUGCCGAGAGUCUUUGGGAGGUGGAGCCUUUCAUUUCGUCUGUUAUGUGUUUCAGUGCACAAAUGAAGCUCUGGUGGAUGAGAUCAUGAUGACCCUGAAGCAGGCCUUCACAGUGGCCGCCGUGCAGCAGACAGCGAAGGCGACGGCCCAGCUGUGUGAGGGCUGCCCCCUGCAGGGCCUGCACAAGCUCUGUGAGCGGAUUGAGGGAAUGAAUUCUUCCAAAACCAAACUAGAACUCCAGAAGCACCUGACAACAUUAACUAAUCAGGAGCAAGCAACUAUUUUUGAGGAGGUUCAGAAAUUGAGACCAAGAAAUGAGCAGCGAGAGAAUGAAUUGAUUGUUUCUUUCCUGAGAUGUUUAUAUGAAGAGAAACAAAAAGUUCACGUCCAUAUUGGGGAGAUAAAGCAGACAUCACAGAUUGCAGCAGAGAAUAUUGGAAGUGAAUUACCAUCUAGUGCCACUCGAUUUAGGCUAGAUAUGCUGAAAAACAAAGCGAAGAGAUCUUUAACGGAGUCUUUAGAAAGUAUUUUGUCCCGGGGUAAUAAAGCCAGAGGCCUCCAGGAGCAUUCCGUCAGUCUGGAUCUGGACAGCUCCGUGUCUAGCGCAUUAAGUAACACCAGCAAAGAGCCGUCAGUGUGUGAAAAGGAGGCCUUGCCCAUCUCUGAGAGCUCCUUCAGACUCCUGGGCUCCUCGGAUGACCUGUCCAGUGACUCAGAGAGCCACGCCACGGAAGAGCCAGCCCUGCUCUCACCCCAGCAGGGCUUCAGGAGGCGCGCCAACACUCUGAGUCACGUCCCCGUGGAAUGCCAGCAGCCUCUGCAGCAGGCACAGGGGUCUCCAGGGGUCUCGCAAAGAAAACUUGUGAGUGGGAAUCAUCCACCUGUUGGCGAGCCUAAAAGUGGCUCAGGUCAGUCUUCAGCUCCUGCUCCUCCACCUCGUCUCACCCCCUCCGCCUCCUCGCCCAAUUUUUUUAAGUACCUCAAACAUAACCCAAGUGGAGAACAGAGUGGCAAUGCUGUGCCAAAGAGCAUCUCCUACCGUAAUGCCCUGCGGAAAAAACUUCAUUCUUCUUCCUCUGUGCCAAAUUUUCUAAAAUUUCUGGCUCCUGUAGAUGAAAAUAACACCUCUGACUUUAUGAACACAAAAAGGGACUUUGAGUCCAAAGCCAGCCAUCUUGGUGACGCCAGCGGGACCCCCGUAAAGACACGGAGACACUCGUGGAGGCAGCAGAUCUUCCUUCGAGUGGCCACCCCGCAGAAAGCCUGCGAUUCUCCUGGCAGACACGAAGAUUAUUCAGAGUUGGGAGAGCUUCCCCCACGAUCUCCUCUAGAACCAGUUUGUGAAGAUGGACCCUUUGGCCCUGUCCCAGAGGAAAAGAAAAGGACAUCUCGUGAACUUCGAGAGCUGUGGCAAAAGGCCAUUCUACAACAGAUACUGCUGCUCAGGAUGGAGAAGGAAAAUCAGAAGCUGCAAGCCUCUGAGAAUGAUUUGCUGAACAAGCGCCUAAAGCUUGAUUAUGAAGAAAUCACUCCUUGUCUUAAAGAAGUAACUACAGUGUGGGAAAAGAUGCUUACCACUCCAGGAAGAUCAAAAAUUAAGUUUGACAUGGAAAAAAUGCACUCGGCUGUUGGACAAGGUGUGCCACGACAUCACCGGGGUGAAAUCUGGAAAUUCCUAGCAGAGCAAUACCACCUAAAACACCCGUUUCCCAGUAAACAGCAGCCAAAGGACACGCCAUACAAAGAGCUCUUAAAGCAGCUCACCUCCCACCAGCACUCCAUUCUCAUCGACCUCGGGCGAACCUUUCCGACACAUCCAUACUUCUCUGCUCAGCUAGGAGCAGGGCAGCUGUCACUUUACAACAUUUUGAAGGCCUACUCGCUUCUAGACCAGGAAGUAGGCUAUUGCCAAGGUCUCAGCUUUGUAGCAGGCAUUCUGCUGCUUCAUAUGGGCGAAGAAGAAGCAUUCAACAUGCUCAAGUUUCUGAUGUUUGACAUGGGUCUGCGGAAACAGUAUCGGCCAGACAUGAUUAUUUUACAGAUCCAGAUGUACCAGCUCUCGAGGCUGCUCCACGACUACCACCGAGACCUCUACAAUCACCUGGAGGAGCACGAGAUCGGCCCCAGCCUCUACGCCGCGCCCUGGUUCCUCACUGUGUUCGCCUCGCAGUUCCCCCUGGGGUUCGUAGCCAGAGUCUUUGAUAUGAUCUUUCUUCAGGGAUCAGAGGUCACAUUUAAAGUGGCUUUAAGUCUGUUGGGAAGCCAUAAGCCCUUGAUUCUGCAACAUGAAAACCUAGAAACUAUAGUUGACUUUAUAAAAAGCACGCUACCCAACCUGGGCUUGGUGCAGAUGGAAAAGACCAUCAGUCAGGUGUUUGUCAUGGACAUCUCUAAACAGUUACAGGCUUAUGAAGUUGAGUACCACGUGCUUCAGGAAGAACUUAUCGAUUCCUCUCCUCUCAGUGACAACCAAAGAAUGGACAGAUUAGAGAAAACCAACAGCAGCUUACGCAAACAGAACCUUGACCUCCUUGAACAACUGCAGCUCAAGCCAGCCUUCCGGUCUGCAUUGGCGCAUCAAGGGCAGGAACUGGGAAGCUGUGAUGUGAUCCGUCUCCAAGGCUGUCAGCCCUCCAGGAGGAGAGGGACCUGCGUUUGCCCUUUUCAGGUGUAUCUCCUUGGGCUUCUGGAAGAGGACUGGUCUGACAUCAUCCAUACCUUUCAACUGGACAACUCCACCUGGAUGCCUGUAUCCAUUUCUCAGGGAUGCUUUAACCAAGUACCACAAACUACAAGUCUGAAAUCAAGGUGUCGGCAGGGCCAUGCUCCCUCUGAAACAGGUGGAGAAGAAUCCUUUCUUGCCUCUUCUAGCUUCUGGUGUUUCCUGGAUGUCCCCUCGACCUGCCCCACCCUUCCAGCUCCUUGGUGUUCUUUUCUGUGCAGCUGAUCUGACCCAUUACCAAGGAUAGUCAAUUACUCCCUCCCGUGCUCCCCUGCACCUUGCCUAUAAUGCCAACAUUGUUAUCACAAUGUUUUAAUAUCCACUGAAUCAUGGAAUAGUAGAUGGUAGGUGCCUUGAGAGCAGGGACGGUGUAUCAUUCAGUUUUCAAGUUUAUAUCUCCAGCACCCCACAGGGUGAUUGGCAUGAAGAAGG
Physeter macrocephalus (sperm whale) is the source of this 6069-nucleotide messenger RNA. RefSeq names its product TBC1 domain family member 1 (gene TBC1D1). Bases 1882 to 5862 code for a protein of 1326 amino acids. The transcript has 24 exons. The record is from RefSeq and is a predicted model, not a curated record. NCBI's taxonomy places the organism in Eukaryota, Metazoa, Chordata, Mammalia, Artiodactyla, Physeteridae.